AUGCCCAACCCAAUCAAGGAAGAUCUCCAUACAGUGGAUGAGGACUCGUUUCCUUACAUCUUUGAGCAAAAUGCUACUGUUCCUCUCAAGGCCGGUGAUGGCUUAGUUCGUCUAAACAUCUAUCGUCCGAAGGGUGUUGAUAAGGUACCUGUUCUUGUCACAUACGGUCCCUACGGAAAGGACAUUUGGUAUGAAGACUUCCAUCCAAAGUCCUUCAGUGAAGUCAACCCACAACACAAAUCAAAGCACUCAGCAUGGGAAACCCCUGACCCUGGCUUCUGGACCAAGCACGGCUAUGCCGUUAUCCGCGCCGACGAGCGAGGUCUUGGCCAAUCCUCCGGCAAGCUCGACACCAUGUCAAGAGGGACCAGUGAGGCCUUCUUCGACGUUGUGGAGUGGGCUGCCGAGCAACCUUGGUCCUCUGGCAAGGUCGGUCUUCUUGGCAUCAGCUACUACGCCGGAAGUCAAUGGCGAGUCGCAGCCCGUAAACCAAAGGGUUUGAGCGCAAUCGUCCCCUGGGAGGGCAUGUCGGAUUACUACAGGGAUAGAUGUCGUCAUGGUGGCAUUCUGUCGAACGCUUUUAUCAAGUUUUGGUGGAAUCGCCAGGUUAUCACAAACCAGUAUGGACGACCAGGUCGGAGUGCGCGGAAUUGGGGCCCUGAUACUCUAGAGGGAGAUCUACCGGAGGAGGAGCUCGAGGCUAACAGACAAGACCAAACCAAGGACAAUCAAGCCAAUCGCUUCCGAGAUGAACCCUACUACGCUUCUAAGGAGUAUGACAUGGGCGAUAUCGAAGUCCCUCUACUCUCAGUUGGCAACUGGGGUGGUAUUCUCCUGCAUCUACGCGGAAACAUUGAAGGAUACAUCCAUGCAGGAUCGAAAUUCAAGUAUCUUCGCCUCAUCACCGGUCGUCACGAUCUCCCUUUCUACUACGAAGAAGAAGCCGAGAUUCAGCGCAGUUUCCUAGAUGCAUUCCUCAAGGGCGAAGACCGCGUUGGCUGGUCACAAGAAGGCAAAGUCGCACCCGUCAGCCUCGUUCUCCGCAAAGGCAACGUUGGUUUCAACGACGCCGAAAAGGAGAAGGUGUAUCCUCGCCGCGAAGAGAACAAGUGGCCCAUCGCACGCACGCAAUACAAAAAGCUCUUCCUCACACCUGACCAAGGUCUCAGCUGGGACGAGCCCAGAACCGAUCGCAAGAAACUGUCUUACAAGGCACUAGGAACGCUGAAAGAACCGGAGGUGCUGCAGUUCUCGACUAGUCCGUUUGAAGCGGAGACGGAGAUUACGGGACACGUUGUAGCGCAUCUAAAUGUCUCAGUUUCCCCUGACCCGUCAGGUCCCACGCCGAGCGAUAUCGAUCUGUUUGUCACGCUGCGACACUACGACGCUUCUGGCCAGGAGGUGUUCUACACUGGCACUGCAGGCGACCCCGUCCCUGUGACAAAGGGGUGGUUGAGGGUGUCGCUGCGCAAGGUGGACCAGGAACAUCCCAAGCACCGCGAGUGGCUUCCCCAUAGAAACUACACCAGCAAGGAUGUGCUCCCUGUGAUUCAGGGUGAGAUCUACGCUGUGGAUGUCGAGAUCUGGCCUACGAAUGUGGUUGUUGAAAAGGGUGGCAAGUUGGUGUUUGAGGUGUCGUCUGGUGAUACUCAAGGAUCGGGUAUUUUCUUGCACGAUGACCCCGUUGACAGAUCUCCUGAAGUGUUCCAGGGCUUCAACAAUAUUCAUUUCGGUCCUCGUCAACAGAACUACAUCACUCUUCCUGUGAUUCCUAACUAA
Molecule: messenger RNA, 1779 nt
Organism: Fusarium sp. VM40
Lineage: Eukaryota; Fungi; Ascomycota; Sordariomycetes; Hypocreales; Nectriaceae
Source: the annotation of a GenBank genome assembly